Cyclopterus lumpus (lumpfish) is the source of this 2677-nucleotide messenger RNA. It is a transcript of the gene slc25a39, whose product is annotated as solute carrier family 25 member 39. The transcript is spliced from 12 exons. Bases 709 to 1779 code for a protein of 356 amino acids. NCBI's taxonomy places the organism in Eukaryota, Metazoa, Chordata, Actinopteri, Perciformes, Cyclopteridae. The record is from RefSeq and is a predicted model, not a curated record. Gene Ontology annotation, biological process: mitochondrial transmembrane transport.
GCGGGGCCUGACGAGCGCUGACAUUUUACCACUGAUCUCCACAACACGCGCACCUCUCAGCACGUACGCGCGUCCAUCGAGUUGACUACAGAUUCGUGUACAUUAUGUACUGACUCGUACUUACCAAACUGCCCCCCCCACACACGCACUUUACUGGAUUCAGCUCCGACUACACACACAAAAACAACAUGUCCGCAACGGAUAAACGGCAGCGCGACGCAGCGGCGUAACGUUUAGCUCCUCAAACGAGCCGUUUCACCUGAAAUGGGUGAAGACGCCUCUACUACUCGACGACACGCCGGGCAGCUGAAGUAGAGAGGAGUGGGCCUGUGGAGGUGAGGCGCUCCCCGGCUGUCUGGUGACAUGCACAUCGUAGAUAAGCUAUCGCAACGUUUCAACAACCCCCAUUAUAACAACGACGCCUCCACUUCCCCCAGCUCACAUCCACCGAGGUCUGACUUCACCACACUGUCAUCAUCUCGCAUUUCAGGAAGGAACAGUUACAUUUUUUUUCUCUUUAACUUCCUAAUUAUUGUAUUAUUAUUUUUUUUUAAACCAAAUUUUACAACAGGAUGUUGACAUUCCUGAUCGUGUGCAACACCGGCACUCCUUGAGUUGUUUUGCGUAACGAGAAGACAACGACAGUUUAGUUGAAGAACGCAGCGGUCUCACCCUGGAGGUUUAUCUUUGACCCGACAGGUGGGCAGGAUGGAGGAGCGGGCCGGCGGCGGCUCCGUGGCUGCGAUCUCUCCUGUGCAGCAGAUGCUGGCUUCUGGCACUGGAGCCCUCCUCACAUCUAUCUUUGUCACACCGCUGGACGUUGUGAAGAUCCGGCUGCAGGCCCAGCAAACCCCGUUCCACCAAGCCUGUGAAUCUGCUCCGCGGGGCGGCGUCCUGCGCCCGUCCAAGUGGAAAUGUUUCCUGUAUUGUAACGGACUGAUGGAUCACAUCUACGUGUGUCAGAAUAGAACCAGUUGCACCAGCUGGUACAAAACACCCACACAUUUCAGUGGGACACUUGACGCUUUUGUGAAAAUCACUCGGCACGAAGGACUCCGGUCUCUGUGGAGUGGACUGCCUCCAACGCUUGUCAUGGCCGUCCCUGCCACUGUCAUCUACUUCACCUGCUACGACCAGCUGCGGGACUUCCUGAGAUUCGGUCUGGGUUUCCAGGGCAGCCUCGUCCCUCUUGUUGCUGGUGGUCUGGCCCGAUUGGGGGCCGUGACGGUGAUCAGCCCUCUGGAGCUGGUCCGGACCAAGAUGCAGGCCCGCCGGCUGUCCUACGGCGAGCUGCGGGUGUGCAUCCGCUCCGCGGUGGCUCAGGACGGGCUGCUGUCGCUGUGGAGGGGCCUGGGGCCCACCGUGCUCCGAGACGUGCCCUUCUCUGCGUUGUACUGGUUUAACUACGAGCUGGUGAAGGCCCGGCUGUGUGAACGGUCCCGGAUGACUCAGGCCAACUUCUCCAUCAGCUUCACGGCCGGAGCCGUUUCUGGAGCUGUUGCCGCCAUCCUGACGCUGCCUUUUGACGUGGUGAAGACGCGGAGGCAGAUCCAGCUGGGAGAGAUGGAUACUCUGGGAGCUUCCUUAAAGAAAACGACGUCCACGUGGCACAUCAUGAAGGACAUAUGGGCUGAGAUGGGCUACAGAGGCCUUUUCGCAGGUUUCAUGCCCCGGGUGAUCAAAGUGGCCCCGGCGUGCGCCGUCAUGAUCAGUACCUACGAGUUUGGAAAAGCCUUCUUCCAACAGAUGAACCUCGAUCGCGAGCGGCUGGGAUCCUGAGAUCGGGACGAGGAUGAGGAUGAGGACGGCGGCGAGGAUGAGGACGGCGAUGAGGACGAGGAUGAGGACGGCGAUGAGGACGAGGAUGAGGACGGCAGAAGUCUGGAUUUGUUUGUUUUUGGCAUGAACACAACGGAUGAAGAUUGAGACGCUGACGGCUCCUCUCCAGGACCACAGACCUUACUGUUUGAUUUAUUUGUGUGAACUUUUAAACGGGUAUCUUUUUAAAACAAGAUAAUGGUGAGGGGGUUGUUUCAGGGCUUCAGCGAGGAGACGAACUCCACGAAUCGCGGCCCGCGGUGGCGUAACAAUCGACGGGCGACAUUCAAACCCUCUUCAGGGCUUAAAAGUGCACAUCGGCACAGCUGCACGAGUCUCUAACGUUGUCGUUCCCACAUUUCAGAUCCAGAUGAACCGGUCAGCCCCGCGUUAGCUUUACUGCAUUCCUGUUAGCGGCGGGACGUGUUUUGACAUCCGAGGCGGACGGAUGUGUUUGCAUGUACUGGAUAGAUUUGAGUGUUUUGUAGCACAGAGAGAUGAAAUGUGAAAGACGAGGACAAAAAAAAAGCCUGAAGUUAUGUUUCCAUCGGUACGCUAAUUUAGCAGUUUACCCUUUGAAUAUAUUUUAGAAAUCAAAUGAGAUUUGAGCACAUUUUUCUGUAGAAACUGCUGUUGUCGGCUUUCCCCUGAAAAACACAUUUUCUUGACAUUUUGCAAAAGGUUUGAUGGGAUGACGUAAACGCGAGAGGCUGAUGAAAUGCUUCAGAAAUCUAAACUUGUUACAACACUGAAUUAUAAAACAACAUAUUAAUGCCUUAACCUGAAAGGUGUAAAAGUCUUGUCUUCUGUUUGUCUGUUUUUUAUGAAUGAAAUGAUAAUAAAUGUGAAGACAUCUUUA